GGACACACAAUACCUAGUAGCACCUAAUUUGAUAUUAUAUUUGUUACUAAGCAAUUGAAUAUCUGUGCAGAUCAUGUAAAAAUCAUUGAGUAAAACUAUCGUUUUUUUGAUGAAUAUGGAAAACAUAUUAGAUACCCUUAUCUGGAAUUCAAUUCUAAUUUUACUGAUCGAAGUCAAAUCAUUUACUUACUCCUACUACUGAAAGGUUCUAUUCAAUAGACAAUCUUCCCCCCCCACAAAAAAAGUUUUUUUUUCUCUUUUCCAUGGUUUGAUUCAUUUUAAAAAAAAUCACAAUUAUGUCGAAACAAUCGAAUUAUGAUUCGGAUUCUAUGCAUAAAUCAUCACCAUUAAAUUUAUUACAUAAAAAGAAAUGGAAUGUAUUACGUACAGGUGUAUUAUGGGCACAACGUUUCAAAUCCGUCAAGAAUGCAAAAUCAUCUGAGAUGACAUAUACUCCAUUAAAUAAUAAAAGUUAUAAUUGUAGUUUCCCUAGUCAAAAUUAUAUUAUGGAUAAUACUACUACUAUUAAUAAUAAUACUACUAAUACUACUAUGAAUGUAACUACAUAUCAUUAUACACCACAACGUACAUUGUCAAGUAUAACUAAAUUGAAUGAUAAAGAUUAUGAUUAUAUUGAUAAAUUACAAAAGCGUAAUACUGUGAUUAAACAUUAUUCAUCUGCUAAACGUUUAGCAAAAACAUUCUCAUCAUCCAUAAAUGUGAAUACAGUAACUUCAAAAUCAAGUGAUUUUGAAUCUUCCAAUGAUUUAUCAAAGAGUCCACUAUUAUUUUCAUCAAGAUUUCAAUCAUCAAUGUAUGAAAGUAAUAAAGAUUUUAAAGAAGUACGUUUUAUAUGUGAAGAUUCUAGUAGACGGAACUCAGUAAUUACUAAUGAAAUUAUUAAUAAUACUGAUACUACUAAUAAUAAACAAGUAGUUAACACAAUUACACAUAAAACCAAUUACAAUGAGAUUAACAACACUAUCAAUAGAAAAGAAUCAGUUCAUAACUACUCGUCUGAGAAUAAUAUGAAAAUAUUAGUAAUAAAUGGAUUUUGGCCAGGUAAUCCAUAUUCACCUCUACCAUCACCGGAUAUAUCUAUCUUGGACUCUGAUUUAAAUGAGAGUCAUUUCAUUCUUGACACAGAACCAACCAAUGAUGAUAAGAAUUUACAAAGACAUGAAAGUUGGCAAAGUUUAGAAUUGGAUACAGUACCUUCAUCAUCAGGAACAGGAGAUGUAGAAUCAUUGUCGAAUAAAACAGUCAUAACUACAACUCUAACAGCAACAACAACAACAACGACAACAGCAACAUCAACCAUGACAAAUGAAAACAAUACAGAAAUAAUAAUUAGUAAACAAGACGGACAAGAUAAUGAACAAAUAGAUUUGGCAAGUAGACGUGGUCGAAGAUCAGCUAUAAUUGACAAAAAAAAUUUAAUCGGUGAAACAGAAGUUGAAAAUCAAGAAACUACAACCAUUUCACAAAAUGUUAAUAAAAAUUUAAUUGAAACUGGACAAGAGCGUCCACCACUUACAUCAUCAGUGAAUUCAUUUCGUGAACGACAAAAAAGAAUCUUACGAAAACAGAAUACUAUAGCUGAUUUAAGUUGUCGAAAUCAAAUGGCUAAUACAAAUCAGGAUUAUGAGUUGAAAAGAAGAGGUAAUGUUUUCAUGAAACUAAUUGAACGAGGUACACGUUCUAAGGAUUUAAAUGAGGCAUUACAAUCACUUAAAUCAUCAUAUUUUCAUGAUCAAUAUCUAGAAUCAUUUAGAGAUUCACAUUGGUCUCAAUUAGAUAAAAGUGGUAAUUCAGAAAAUAUUAUGACAGAUCGUGAAGUACGUCGUUGUGAAGCAGUUUGGGAAUUAUUCAAAAGUGAACUAACAUUUUUUACUGAUCAUCUUAUGGUGCUUAAAAAUUGCUUUAUGGAACCAUUGAAAAAGCUUCAAGUCGAUGGAUAUCUUAUGUUUGUUGAACCAAUGCAUUUAUUUGGAAAUUUGGAUGAUUUGUGUUAUGUUAGUCAUACAUUUUGUCGCGAACUUAUAAGUAAUUUAAGUCAAGAAUCAGUAUCAAAUGAAUUUGGUAGUACUGAUGUUUUACUUCGUCCACUGAAAAGGUGGUCUGAACAUUCAAAGGAUGGAGAAAUUUACCAUAAUUAUUGUUUAAAUUAUGAUUCAGCAUUAAAUUAUUUAGAUAGUUUAAGAAAACUUGAACAUUUCAAUGAAUUUGAAAAGUGGUGUGAACAAGAUACUCGUUGUCGACGAUUACAAUUAACAGAUUUAUUAGUAGCACCAAUGCAACAUUAUAUGAAAAUACCAUUACUAUUAAGUAGUAUCCGACGUUAUACAGCAUGUAGUGCUGAACAAGAAAUGUUAACAGCAUGUUUAACUAAAGUGGAAAACUCUUUAAAAUCACUAGAAGAUAAAAUGCGUUGGUUGAAAAAUUUUGAACGACUUCAAGAAAUUCAAUCUCAACUCAUAUGGCCAUCAGUUUCAGAAUUAGAACCAAGAGUAUUUAUUCCUGAAUUUUUACGUCAAAGUUUAAUACGUCAACCAUGUGAACGAUUGAUUGCAAAUCCUAAACGACAAUUAUUACAUGAAGGUUUUCUAACAUUAAAUGAUGGAACUAAAACUAUUGAAAUAUUUGCUUUUUUAUUUGAUGAUUUUCUCUUGGUUACACGAAUUAAAAAACCACCAAAAAAGAAAUCAUUUUCAGAGAAUCCUUUAACUGGUCGUAGUAUAACAGAAGGUGGAGUAUUUGUUGUUUAUAGACAAGUGAUAGCCCUUGAUCGUUUUACAAUCCAUGAUUUAGGAAUUGUCGAAGCAACCGCUAAUGGAUUACGAAAUGCUAUUGUACUUGUGCUGAUAACACGAUUUCAACAGAUUACAGGUGUGUAUACACUACAAGCAGCAAAUGAAUUAGAUAAAGUAAGUAAAAUGAAUUAUAGAAGGUAAUAAGCUAUUGUUAAUUCAUAUAGAAUAUUUUUAUUUAUCUAUAAGAAUAUAUAUUAGAAUGAUUUGUAUUAUUUGUUAACAAGUGAACUUAAGCUCAGUUGCUAACCAGUUGAUAGGUAAUUAAGGUGUUCAGUUUAUUUGUUUAUUUUUUGUAGCCUUGUGUUAUCUUACCCGUUUUAGUGAAGUAGCUUCAGGUGAUAAAUUUAAACUGAAGUUGACGUUUUAUGUUAACUGAAAAGCUAUUGAAAAACAUAAAGUGGUAAAUUGCGGUUUCUUUCUCGAAUGAAACUCUUCGGCAUAGACUGUAAAAUGCUAUUAGGUGAAUUUUUCCCAUUAAAUCCUAUAACCCUAUUAAUCUAUUUAAAGACUGGGUAAUAACUGACGGCCUGCUUAUACAUCUGAGCUACCUGUCCCUGCCAUCUAGAUAUUUCAACAACUGAUCUAAUUUUCUUUGUUUUAAAACAUCAUUAUGGCUAUUAACCGCAUAACAUAUUCAGGUGCGUUUCUGAGAAGUGUACAGCCUUUCGCUGUUAAGGUUACAAAAGGCCUAAUUAGAGAUAUCGUGGUUGCUGCAAAAAGAAUUCAAGUUAUUCUGAUUUCGAUUGACUGGGCUGCUAACUUCUAACUGGCGAUCACUCAGUAUUUAUCGUCAGGAUCGAAGAAGAAGUUAAAAACGGAAACCUGUUGAAAUACUUUGUGCUGAGAAUUCAAUAUUGUACUAAAAAUGAAUAAAGCUAAUCAUAAUAAAAUAGAUAAAAAUGUAUUACUGUUAACUUCAGAAUAUGAAAGGAAUAUAUUUUUAAGUAGUAUAGUACUCUAAAAUUCAAAUACAUCAAGGCAACAAGUCUCAGUAGGACGAGACACGCAUCCUGUAUUCUACUGCUAGCCAUAUUUCAUCUAUUUUUAUACUAACUUAUAUUACUAUUGGCUGUAUCCAGGCGAUCUGCAGAGGAUAUGCAUAUGACAACUAUAAUAGAUGGAAAUCCAGACAAAAUAUCAACAACGGAAUAAUUCGAUCCACUUCAAAUUGAAUAUUUUGAAAUAGUUUUCCAAAGAAAUGCAUUUUGAAUAUGUAUAUUUCAUAAACUUAUUGAUCUAGGCAGACAUUCAGAGAAACUAAGUGAACAGAGUGAAACAAAAGGAGAUGAAGUGAUGCUCAAUGGAGAAGACAAGUGAGUCAAGUCAUUUUGAUCGAACGUGACCCGAUCUUGAUAUUCAAACAAAAUUAAAUUACAGACACAUAAUGAAUAGGACAAGCAAUCAACACACAUAUGAUCAUAAAAGAUGUCAUGAUUAGCAAGUGAAUAAUCAAGAAGGUCAAAAUGUUGUUUGGGAAGAAUGAAGAGAUUGAUCUUUCCAGAGCCUAGAAUAACCUCUGUAGGUUCGACAUUAUACAGUCUAUUUGAAUUUAUGUCAUAUAGUAAAACAAUUUCUUCGUUUUUUUUCAACAUUACUCAUUAUUAUCAUUAUUUACUUCUUUUAGCAAAGAUGGAUCGAGAAAUUACGUAAUAGUCAACAAGCAUUUCAAGAAAAAUUAAAACGUAAACUAUACGGUAUUGAUAUGGAUCAACAUACAAAUAAGCAUAGUAAAUUAAUUAAUGCCAAAAAUAAACUACCUAGUCAAACAUCAAUAGCUGAUGAUUAUUUAAGUACUAGUUUAUCAUUAGGUAUAAAAGAUCCAAUUGAUGAAUUAAAUAAAUCAACUGAUUUAUGUAAGGGAAAUAUAACUGAUCAAAAGAAUUCAGAAUUAUCAUUAAAAAAGUUGAUCAAGUCUAAAACACUUCAGACAGAACAACAACAACAACAAGGUGAUGAUGAUAAUCCACAAGAAGAUGAUAACUCAGCGGACACAUCACAAAUAAAUACUGUUGAAAUGAGUUAUGCAACAAUAAAUAAUACUGUUAUCGUGAAUACACCGGAUACAAAUAUGGAUACUAAGAAUUUGGAACCAGGUAAUACCAUAUCUGGUAAUACAGAUUAUUCAUCUGAUGAAUCAAUUCCAAAUAACAAUAAAGAUAAUAAUAGAAUAAGACCAAAUGAUAUCUUAUCAUUGCAUAAUAAAACUCCAGAUUAUAUUAUUCGAAAUAGGCAUAGUCUUGAUCCAAAUUUUGCUACAUUAAACAUAUCGAAUACAAAAUAUUCUGAUUCCAUGGGUAUAACUAAUACAUCUACUGUUACAAUGAAUUCAUCAAAUACACAAAUACAAAUUACACCAGUAACAGAGAAACAAAUUGUAGCACCAAUAUUUUCACCUCCUAGUUUAUUAUUAUUUGAUCGUGUUACACAACAUAAUGAAUUUCCUUUUGAAAUGACAAGACAAGUACAAUUUUCACCACCAUUAUCACCAAUAUUACAUGCUCCAUGUGCAAGUUUACCAUUAGAUAUAACAGCACAAAGUGCAUAUGAUCUACCAGAUCGAAUGUUAUCACAAAUGAAUAUUAGUGAUGAUUCUUCUAAAUUAAAUAAUUUGAUUAAUAAAAGAUCUAUUAAAGGUUAUUCAGCAUCACCUCCAGUGAAUCGUAAAAAUGAUGAAUCAAAUUAAUUAAUAAAUAAUCCUCUCCUCUUGAUAUCUGAUAUAUAAAAGUUGAAACUUUAUCCACAAAAAAAAGAAAAGAAAGAAAAUCAUAUCGAAUGAGAUGAAUAAGAAAAAAGAGAAAAAAAGUAUUUCCAUGGCAACUAUUAAUCUAUAUAUCCUCCAUUUGUAAUGUUGUACAUGAAGAAGAAAAAGUUUGAAAAAAAAUUAAAAAAAAACAAACAAACAUGGAAACUGUCUAUUUUGAAAUUGGUUUCAAUUAUUGAUUUAGUGUACAAAAAUUAUUAUUAUUAUUAUUAUUAU
Schistosoma rodhaini is the source of this 5790-nucleotide messenger RNA. Lineage: Eukaryota; Metazoa; Platyhelminthes; Trematoda; Strigeidida; Schistosomatidae. The record is from the annotation of a GenBank genome assembly.